AUGAGUUCCUCACCCACAGGCCCGUAUCUCUCGCCCUCCCGGACACGGUGCGGGAAAGAGCGUCGAAACCCUUCCGUGACGCCGAGACGAUUCGGACGAUUCUUCACUCCCCGGUCAUCCCUCCCGGGAACUACUCUGCGUCUUCCCCUCGAAGCACUCAACAGCUCCGAAACCAACCGUCGACCGCUAUCUCCAGAAUCCUUGGCCAAUGAUGUCCUGAUGUCAGAUCCCAUAUGCUCCUCACCAACCGAGAGAACAGUCCGUGGCGGUGCGAGCAAGCGACAUUGCCCGGAAGGCUCCCUACAGGCUCUUAAGAGGAGACGAGGCUUUCCUAUGGAUGACCUGUCGCUGCCACAGCUACGAUUGCCUGUAAAGACGCCAGAUAGUGCCACAGACGAGAAUGGUCUGGAGCGGCCCGCCAAUGAUGUGCUCGGUGAUAGACGAAAAGCCACCCUUAAUCUGUUCUUCAAGGCUAGUCGUAGUGGACUCCGCAGUACAGAAGAAAAGCCGAGACCAGCAACACCAGACAUCAUAUCUACCGAGAAUCAGGGCCAUGCCACUCUCGAAGGCUACAAACCACAGCCGGUCCGCAAGUUCCGUAACCGCGGAUUCGAAUCACAGCUCCUCAAUCGAGAACAUGGCUUUUCCGCCCAUAAUGGUCACCAUCUCCUCGCCAUGCCAGCCUGCGACCCUCGUGCCGAAACGGCGGCAUACUACAGUCGCAGCACCGAUCUGCACCAAUGCACAGCAUACAAUGGCCCCGGCAAUACGAUACCCUUUUCUCUAGCCAGCUGCAACAAAGCCCCCGUCACAGCCAUCGGUGAUGAGCAGGGUUACGUGCGCCUCUUCAAUACGACCGACGGCGGCAGCUCCGACAACUCCAAGGUGGACACGCACAUUAAGGUUCACGAUAAUGCCAUCAUGGCCCUCGACUUUUCCGAGGACGACCUCCGUUUAGCUACUGCCUGCGGCGAUCGCACAGGCAAGAUUAUGGAUGUUGCCACGCAAACCGUCGCAGUCGAACUGAAUGGCGGGCACUGCGACUCCCUUCGCCAAAUCAGCUUUCAAAAGGGCCAAGCAAAUGGCAGCACACUCGCGACCUCUGACCGAGCUGGCCGCAUUCAAGUGUGGGACUUGCGCUGCUCGCCCAUGCCUGUCAACUCCUUCUCUACCCUCGGUGGCCCAAAUCGGCUCGUCCAGCGCGAUACCCAGCUCGAGCCCAUCGCUGCCAGGACGGUCAACACGAUUGACAACUCGCACGAGCGCAAGGUCAACGGCUACACCAACUCGGCGUCGGUCACCACGAUCCAGUGGCUGCCCACCGGCCGCGAGCACCUCCUCCUCUCCGCCUCCGAGGCCGAUGCUACGAUUAAGCUGUGGGACACGCGCUACAUUAAGCCCCGGCGGCAGCUCGCCGAGACGCCGCUGGCCAUGACGCAGGCGCCGCCCAGCCAUGCGUGGCGCUCCUACGGCACAACAUCAAUGGCGCUGAGCGCCGACACGGCGCGCCUCUACGCCGUCUGCAAAGACAGCACCGUCUACGCGUACUCGACGGCGCACCUCAUCCUCGGCCACGCGCCCGGCCUCCAAGACCACGCCGCCAAACGCAAGCCCGGCGGUGCCCAGGGACUCGGGCCCCUGUUCGGCUUGAAGCACGACAUGUUUCGCAUCCACUCCUUUUACGUCAAGUGCGCCAUCCGCCCCGUACGGACCGCCGGCGGGCCGGAAGUCCUCGCCGUUGGUAGCUCCGACUUUUGCGCCGUGCUCUUCCCCACCGACGAGCGCUACCUCCGCGCCUCAUCCGCCGCCAACUCGCACGUCCUCUCUGGCGAGCGGCCCGGAAGCUUCUCCCUCUCUUCCUCCUUUUCCGCCUCCUCCACACCUGCCGCCGCGUCCACGCCGUUUUGCGGCAGCGGCGGCGGCGCCCUGCCCGUGUACCGCACGGGCACGCCGCUCAUCCGCGGCCACGGGCGCGAGGUCACCACCAUGACCUGGUCCUGCGAGGGCAAGCUCGUCACCGCGUCGGACGACUGCGUCGUGCGCCAGUGGCAGCAGGACGCCCCCGCGGCGCGUCACCUCCGCACCGUCGGCGAGUUUGGCGGCGAGCGGCACAUGGCAGGCUGGGCCGACGUGGCGGCCGACUGGGACGUGGAUGACGAGGAGUAA
Messenger RNA from Cordyceps militaris CM01, 2166 nucleotides. Its product is annotated as WD domain protein. The record is from RefSeq and is a predicted model, not a curated record. The transcript is spliced from 3 exons. Gene Ontology annotation, cellular component: nucleus. Gene Ontology annotation, molecular function: protein-macromolecule adaptor activity; protein binding. Gene Ontology annotation, biological process: proteasome-mediated ubiquitin-dependent protein catabolic process. The coding region runs from base 1 to 2166 and encodes 721 amino acids. Lineage: Eukaryota; Fungi; Ascomycota; Sordariomycetes; Hypocreales; Cordycipitaceae.